GUAACGAGCGAACGAGUGAAAAGGAACACAAAGAAAGAAAGACGAACCCCUUCUCCAGGACUCCUCAAUCACAUCAAUCUCAACCAAUGUCAACGAACAUAACCUGGCAUCCGGGGCUCACCCGCACUGAGCGCGAAUCCCUUCGGCGUCAGAAAGGAUUCACAAUCUGGCUUACGGGCCUAAGCGCAUCCGGAAAGAGCACGAUAGCAACUGCUCUGGAACAACACUUGCUCCACAACAACAUUUCUGCGUACAGGCUCGAUGGGGACAACGUUCGAUUCGGUCUGAACAAAGAUCUGGGGUUCUCAGAAAAGGACCGGAACGAGAAUAUUAGGAGAAUAGCUGAGGUGUCCAAGCUAUUCGCAGACUCCUCUACAAUAGCAAUAACAUCCUUUAUCUCACCUUACAUCGCGGACCGAACCGCAGCAAGGGAGUUACACGGUGAGAUCCCCUUUGUCGAAGUACACGUCGACAUACCAGUGUCCGUGGCCGAGCAGCGCGAUCCCAAGGGCCUCUACAAGAAGGCCAGGGCCGGAGAGAUCAAGGAUUUCACGGGGAUCUCUGCCCCGUACGAGGCACCCGAGAAGCCCGAGAUCAGAGUGCAGACGGAUAAGGUAUCGGUUGAGGAGGCGGUCAAGGUUAUUGUUGAUUAUCUGCAAGAGAAGGGGUUGGUGAAGCUGGGAGCGUAAAUUAGAAAUGCACGGUAUGAUACGAGUGCUGUAUAUCCCAUGAUUACUCGUAGAAGACAAUACAAUCCAAUCCAUCCA
This is a messenger RNA of Tuber melanosporum (Perigord truffle), 767 nucleotides long. RefSeq lists its product as uncharacterized. The record is from RefSeq and is a predicted model, not a curated record. Lineage: Eukaryota; Fungi; Ascomycota; Pezizomycetes; Pezizales; Tuberaceae. The transcript is spliced from 4 exons. Bases 87 to 689 code for a protein of 200 amino acids. Gene Ontology annotation, biological process: sulfate assimilation. Gene Ontology annotation, molecular function: adenylylsulfate kinase activity; ATP binding.